Hydractinia symbiolongicarpus is the source of this 1306-nucleotide messenger RNA. Its product is annotated as cytosolic sulfotransferase 3-like. The transcript is spliced from 3 exons. Gene Ontology annotation, biological process: sulfation. The coding region runs from base 156 to 1034 and encodes 292 amino acids. Gene Ontology annotation, molecular function: sulfotransferase activity. Gene Ontology annotation, cellular component: cytoplasm. The record is from RefSeq and is a predicted model, not a curated record. Lineage: Eukaryota; Metazoa; Cnidaria; Hydrozoa; Anthoathecata; Hydractiniidae.
GACUAGGGUUUGGAGAGGGAGCUAAACAGCAGUACUAAGUCAAUUUCUUUUCCAAUGGUACUUCUUUAAUCUGUAACAAGUUAUAAAGCUUUGCUCCCAAGAAGAAAAAGCCUGACUUCACAAACUCCAGCUUCACCUUAGCCACAACAAUAAUAAUGAUUUCAGUAAAACCUUGCACUGACGAAUUUCCAAAGGUAAAAGACCAACAAAUUGUAACAGAUGGAGUUAACUGUAUGAUAGCCGGUAAUUAUUUGUCUCCCAUCUAUUUGGAAGAAAUACGUAAUAUGGAGUUAAAAGAAACAGACAUCUUGUUGGCCACUUAUACAAGGUCAGGAACAACAAUAACAAGGAGAUUGUUGUUGGUAAUGAUGUAUGGACCUGAUCGAGUGCUUAACACUGAGAAAAAUGAAAUGGACGAAAUAUCUCCUUUUCUAGAAUUUCAAGACUUUCAAACAGGAUAUUUUGGCUACCAUUGUGCGAAGAAAUUGCAAGAUGCUCCACAGCGUUUAUUAAAAACGCAUUUACCAAUUUGGCUAGCACCAAAAUCUGAAAAGGCAAAAAAGGUUAUUGUUGCACGAGAUGUGAAAGAUACCUUGGUAUCUACGUAUUACUUCUAUAAGAAUGAUAGCAACAACCCAAAAGAAAUAUAUAAUUCCCUCGAGUUUGAAACAUUUUACAAAAUGUUUAUGUCAGGUGCAAUUCUUUACGGAGAUUGGUAUCAAUGGUAUAGAGGGUGGCUAGAUGCCUCUGAUGAAAAUACUCUUUUGUUACAUUACGAGGAUUUCAUCAGAAAUUUUGAGGAAACAGUUACAAAACUUGCAAAAUUUGUUGGUGUAGAAAUGACAUCUGAAUUGAUGUCUAAAUUAAAAGAAGCAGUUGAUUUUAAACGCAUGAAAAAAGAAUUGAGUGUUCCAUCAAUGAAAGAUUUUGUGCGCAAAGGAGUCAUUGGUGACCAUCAGAAUUACUUAGAUGAAGAACAAAUCAAGUUUUUGAAUGAAAAAUGCCAAGAAAUUGUUCCUGAACUUUUAAAAUGAUUAUUUUUUAUAGAGAUUGCUUAAUAUCCUCUAUUAAACAUUUUCAAGUGCAAUGCUAAUUAAAUUUGUGCUUGAGAAACAAAGCUGGUUUCUUUCGAAAGAGCUCUCGAAAUAAAAAAAAUUACAGUUUUUUCAAAGCUAACUGAUUGUCCGAUUUAUACGUAAAAUGUACGAGGAUGUAAACUGGAUAUAUUUCCAAAAGAGCCUAAGUUGUAAGCAUAUAUGCCAUGUCUAUAAAAUGCUGACGAUGCAUAAUAAAAAUACCUCGUUCA